AGCUGGUAAAGGAAAGACGACGAGAAGAAACCGCACGCUUCAACAUUCAUUCAAGUGUCACCACUGCCAUUAUUAUUUCCCUUCUUGUUUCUGAGGGCUUCUUUGCUGCUCUUCAAUACAAUUUUGCUUUAUAAGGAGAACGUGUAGUUGCCUGAGCUGCCGUUAGGGCGCAUCGUUCGAUAAGCACAAUCACACCUACAGAUACAUCUCCUGCUGCCUCACUCUUUUUCUUUACUGCUAUUUAGCCACGUGCAUAUCCAUUCACUUCGAUCUCUCUCCCCACCUCACCGCCAUCAUCGCCUUCCGAUGUCCUCCAUUAGUCGCUCUUCCGCUGCCGCCUCAGCGAAGAAGUACAAACUCGUGUUACUCGGUGAAAGCGGCGUGGGCAAGUCCUCCGUUGUCCAGCGGCUCAUGAAGAACGCCUUCAGCGAGAGCAUCAACAGUACCGUUGGCGCCUCCUUCUUUCGCUACACGUGCAACGUCGGCGAGGACACCGUCGUGUACUUCGACAUCUGGGACACCGCCGGUCAGGAGCGGUUUAAGAGCCUCGCCUCGAUGUACUACCGCGGUGCCGCUGCCGCGAUGGUGGUCUUUGAGAUCAACCUGGCGGACACGUUCGAAAAGGCGAAGUUUUGGGUGCGUGAGCUGCACGUCAACUCGCCCGAGACGCUGGUGGUGCUCGUGGGCAACAAGAAGGAUUUGGAGAGUGAGCGGCAGGUGUCGCUUGCGGAUGCGCAACGGGGAGCUGCGGAGAUGAACGCGCUGUACGUAGAGACGAGUGCCCGCAGUGGGGAGGGGGUGCAGGAGGCCUUUCAGACGGUGGCCCAGAAGUUGGCGGAGACGAACAGCACUGCGAUUGUGCGUGAGGGGGGAGUGGUAGGGCAGGCGGAGAGCGCAACACCGCGGCGCCGCGACGGCGGAUGCUGUUAA
Messenger RNA from Leptomonas pyrrhocoris, 930 nucleotides. Its product is annotated as putative small Rab GTP binding protein. Gene Ontology annotation, molecular function: GTP binding; GTPase activity. NCBI's taxonomy places the organism in Eukaryota, Euglenozoa, Kinetoplastea, Trypanosomatida, Trypanosomatidae. The record is from RefSeq and is a predicted model, not a curated record. The coding region runs from base 307 to 930 and encodes 207 amino acids. The transcript has a single exon.